CUCCGUGCAUGGAUUAAACAACACGUUAUUUAUUUGCUUCCUUUGGAUAUUAUUUGUUUUAUGAAAUGUACUGUGUGAUUGUCAUCUUUGAAUCAGUCUGCAGUGAAUGAAAGCAAACUGUGUGCUGUUUAAUUCCAUUCCACUGGUGCUCAGUUGUGGACAUCUGCCAGAUGAUCAAUAGACAGAUCAGUGUCAUGGUAACCAGAGACCCUGGCCCUCAGAAACACCAUUUGGCCCUCUGUGAUGAAGUCAGGUGUCACAGACCCCCGGUCUAUAGCACGCCUGAGAAGGACACAGAAGAUGGCAUCAGUGACCGACUCGCGUCUCCCGCCGUCACAGAAGGACGCGGCUGACCAAAACUUUGACUACAUGUUCAAAAUUCUGAUCAUCGGCAACAGCAGCGUGGGUAAAACCAGCUUCCUGUUUCGCUACGCGGACGAUUCCUUCACUUCAGCAUUCGUCAGCACGGUGGGAAUCGACUUUAAGGUCAAAACCAUUUUUCGCAACAACAAGAGGAUCAAACUGCAGGUUUGGGACACAGCGGGACAGGAGCGCUACAGAACCAUCACUACAGCGUAUUACAGAGGAGCCAUGGGCUUCCUGCUGAUGUACGACAUCACAAACCAGGACUCAUUCAACGCCGUUCAGGACUGGGCCACUCAGAUAAAGACGUACUCGUGGGAUAAUGCACAGGUGAUACUGGUGGGCAACAAGUGUGACCUGGAGGACGACAGACUCAUUCCCACAGAGGACAGCCAGAGACUGGCUCAGGAACUGGGUUUCCAGUUUUUCGAGGCCAGCGCCAAAGACAACAUCAACGUGAAGCAGGUUUUCGAGUGUCUGGUGGACGUGAUAUGUGAGAAGAUGAAAGAAAGUAUGGACGGAGACGGUCAGGUGUCCAACCAGAAAGACUCCAGUCCUCAGGACACGUCCCCUGAGGGACACAGCGGCUGUGUCUGCUAAAACACACUCAUCACACAGAGAACUCCUCCUCACCUGUUCACUGCGGUUGGGGAUGACCCUUGCUUUCCUUCUUUUAACCCAAACAGCACCUGCUGAACGUGCUCCGUGUUGUUUGUGGACGUGGAUGGUGGAGAUGGCCUGUGAUCUGGGUGACGUCCUGUAGAGAUACUGCACAGCUGGAGGCACUGCACAGCGUUUACCGGUCCAUCCACACCUGUGCUCACACUCUCAUCCUGUUCUCCAUCUUUUCUCUGUCUUUCCCUCAAACAAGCCACGUUUGGAUGGAUCUGUCUCUCUCAUCAGAUACUGUAACGUCCACAGCCCUGAGCGGGCAGCCUCUGUACCGUCUAUCUGCAUGUCCAUCUGCUUUAAACGACAGUCCUAACAGCUCAUUCAGGACUAUUAUGGAGAUAAAUACACUGUGUUUUUCUGAUAUGUGCGAUCAUGGGCUGUGGUUUAAAACGUAUGUGCAUCACUCACUGAGAAAUAUUCAAUCAAAUCUAUGUUUUACUGCUAUUUUUUUGUAUAAGUGUUUUCUUAAAUUAUAAGAUUGCAAAUAAACUAUCUGCAACCCAAAAUUACCUGUAUGCUGUCACAAUAAUUUUGG
Molecule: messenger RNA, 1570 nt
Organism: Carassius auratus (goldfish)
Lineage: Eukaryota; Metazoa; Chordata; Actinopteri; Cypriniformes; Cyprinidae
Gene: rab3db
Product: RAB3D, member RAS oncogene family, b
Exons: 5
Coding region: 244-963 (239 amino acids)
Molecular function (GO): GTP binding; GTPase activity
Source: RefSeq, a predicted model, not a curated record